CCCCUCCUGCUCUACGUGCACGUCCGUAGCUACCUUGGCUCAAGCCAUCUUGUCUCGAGCGAGGGUUCGAGAGCCAGGCCCGGAGGCGGCACCGCGGUCAGCAUCUUGCCCAGGGGUUAAAGCCCGCCCCGCAGCGAUGGCAGAGGGCCGCAUCUACAACUUCUCUGCCGGCCCCAGUCAGAUGCCGCUGGAGGUGCUCGAGGAGGUGCAGAAGGAGCUCGUGAACUACAAGGGCACGGGGAUGAGCGUCAUGGAGAUGUCGCACCGCUCCAAGGAGUACAUGGCCAUCGCCGCCGAGGCCGAGAAGAAUCUCAGGGACAUCUACGGGAUCCCGGGCGACUACAAGGUGUUCUUUGCGCAGGGCGGCGCGACCCUGCAGUUCUCCUCCGUGCCCCUCAACAUGCUCGGCUCGAAGGCCAAGGCCGACUACGUCGUCACCGGCCAGUGGAGCGACAAGGCGUCCAAGGAGUGCAAGAAGUACGGCGUCCCGAACAACGUCUGUGACACCAAGGCGACCAAGUACACCUCUAUCCCAGCGGUUUCCACCUGGAAGAUUGACAAGGAGGCCGCGUACAUCCACUACUGCGCUAACGAGACCGUGAACGGCGUCGAGUUCAGCUACACGCCCGACGUCGGAGACGUGCCUCUCGUCGCAGACAUGUCGUCCAACUUUGUAUCCAAGCCGAUCGACGUGUCGAAGCACGCGUACAUCUAUGCGGGCGCGCAGAAGAACCUCGGCCCUGCUGGUAUAUCCAUCGGCAUCCUGCAUCCUAAGUUUGCCGACGGCUCAAGCGAGUUGAAGAUUUGCCCCACUUACUGCAGUUUUAAGACCAUGGCGGAUAAUGGUUCUAUGUACAACACUCCAGCAAGCUUUACGUGGUAUGUCAUCGGUGAGUACCUCAAGUACACCAAGAAGGUUGGUGGCGUGCAGCACUGGGCCGAGCAGUCUGACAAGAAGGCCGGCCUCAUCUACGGCAUCAUCGACGGCUCCGACGGCUUCUACAAUUGCCCCGUGGAGAAGAGCAGCCGGUCCCGCAUGAACGUGCCCUUCACAAUCGCGGGCGGCGACGAGGCCAUGGAGAAGAAGUUUUUGGACGAUGCCAAGAAGGUAAACCUGUUCACGCUGGCUGGGCACCGCUCGGUGGGCGGUUGCCGGGCAUCGCUCUACAACGGCAUGCCCCUCGAGGGCGUCGAGAAGCUCGGGGACUUCAUGAAGUCUUUCAUGGACGAGAAUCGCAAGUAAGGCCAGUCGGCGUUCGGAGCCGCAUGAUCGCACGGGGGCGGUGGGGGUGGCGAGGGAAAGGGAUGGACCACCUUUCGAUUUCGCUAGCUUGAUUUAGGCUCUUAUCAGUUUUCGAUAUGUUCCCACGAGGCCCAGCAUUGGCGGGUUUCGUCUCUCGUGAUUGGCCGCAUUGGCGGCUCUCGCCUGCCUGUUUGUUGGCAUUCCAAGGCGCCGCUCGGACCCUCCUAAUGAUCUUCUGUCCGCGGAGCUUGUCAGGGUACUAGCGCUCGCCGCGCCAAGAUGCGGGGUCACUGGGUGGAACCCGGAUUACCCUGCGUGAACGUUCCAGUUUCUCUUCAGUACUCGCCAUCCUCGGUUGCGUCACUUUCCCACGGGGUACAAUACCCCCACCCGCAGAUGUCCCAGUACAAGACUGGGCCCGGGCAUCACGGGUGGCCCGAAGGCGAAGGCGGCAGCGGCAAUCGAGCAACGGGCCUCGCAGUGCGCGUGGCGGAGAA
This is a messenger RNA of Prorocentrum cordatum, 1740 nucleotides long. The record is from the annotation of a GenBank genome assembly. NCBI's taxonomy places the organism in Eukaryota, Dinophyceae, Prorocentrales, Prorocentraceae.